CUGCGCCCUCGCUGUUCGCCAUCACUGUUCGUCGUCCUCACCAUCCCACCCUUCCCAGUCAACGCACCAACGGCCGGAUCGCCCGCCCCCCUCCCACGGCUCAAUCUCUCGCCCGCCAGCCCGCCAGCUCGCCAGCCCGAUCGCCCGCCAGAUCGCCAGCCCGAUCGCACGCCAGCCCGAUCGCCCGCCAGCCCGAUCGCAUGCGUGUAUCCCGUUAGCGCGCUUCCCGUCGCCGCCUCCCGGUAUCAUCUUUCCUCCGAAUCUCUCAUCCGGCUUCUGAAGAAUCGACCAUGUCCUCUUCCCGAGCCGCCCAACAUGCCUGUCGAGCCGCUUUCAGCCACGUGUCUCGGCAACUUCCCCGCCUUUCGCGGCCAUUUCCAUCUCGACCCGCGAUCGUCGCUCCUCCCGCUGCUGCAUUUUCCUCUCAUGUAGCUUCCCCGUCCGCCCAUCCUUCCGCCCAUCCUCCCGCCCACCCUUCCGCCCAUCCUUCUGCUCAUUCUCCUGCGCGUUCAUCCGCUCGAUCCGCGCAGUUUUCCCCCGUUUCUCUUGCCGUCAGUCCUCUGAUAACCGCGCGACUAGUCACCCCAUCAGCCCACGGUUCCUCCACUAACCUUUCUAGACUAAUCCACGGUGCCACAAUCAGCCGCAGUUUAAAGCCGUCUUUAACCUCCAGCACGACAACCCUCGGCAUUUCAGAUCCUCUUCUCUUCUCCAGCCGAUUAUCUCAACAUCCUACUCCCAGCCUUACUGCCUUUGCUGCCGUUUCUGCCGUUUCUGGUUGCCGAUUCUUCGGCAGCAAGAUCAAAGUGAAACCCUACUCGUCACUCAAGCGCCGAUUCAAGCUGCUGGCCAAUGGCGAGUACAAGCGAUGGCGGUCUGGCAAGAGGCACAACGCAAGCACCAAGACUAAAAAGCAGAGGAGGCAGCUGCGGCGUCCAUCAGUGGUGCCUCCUGGGCUGAAGCAGCCCAUGCGGUACCUUGGGUUCCGUAGAUAGCAUGUGGUGUGCGUGCCCUGCAUGAAACCCUGUGCAACCUGUUGCGUUGAAAGAAGCAGAGGAGUUGUAGAGCUCGCAAGAAGCAGAGGAGGCAGCUGCGGUGUCCACCAGUGGUGCCUCCUGGGUUGAAACAGCCAUGUGGUAUAUUGGUUUUAGUAGGUAACCUAUAAGAGGCUUUAGUUCCCAUUAAUCCAUGUAUGGUAAUGUAAGUUGUAACAUCCUAGAAAUCU
Molecule: messenger RNA, 1225 nt
Organism: Closterium sp. NIES-67
Lineage: Eukaryota; Viridiplantae; Streptophyta; Zygnematophyceae; Desmidiales; Closteriaceae
Source: the annotation of a GenBank genome assembly